AUUUCGAAGCAAUUACACCCACCCCACGAAUUGUCACAAGUUCACCAUUUUCCCACCACCUUUUUCUUCCUUCACUAAGAAAAAAGGAAAACCCAAAACAAACCCUUCAUAUUCAAACUUCAUAUACUCCAUUUUUUGCUUCAAACUUCAGACAUUUGAAAGUAAAAGGGAAGAAAAAAAGGAAAAUGGCGGCAUACAGAGCUGAAGAUGACUACGAUUACCUGUUCAAAGUAGUAUUGAUUGGUGAUUCUGGGGUCGGGAAAUCUAACCUUCUUUCUCGUUUUACUCGCAAUGAAUUCAAUCUUGAAUCAAAGUCUACCAUCGGGGUUGAAUUUGCUACUCGUAGCAUCCAUGUUGAUGAUAAGAUCGUCAAAGCUCAGAUUUGGGAUACUGCUGGUCAGGAAAGGUAUCGUGCUAUCACAAGUGCAUAUUACAGAGGGGCUGUUGGUGCUCUACUGGUGUAUGAUGUUACGAGGCAUGUGACGUUUGAGAAUAUCGAGAGAUGGUUAAAGGAAUUGCGGGAUCAUACAGAUUCAAGCAUUGUGAUAAUGCUUGUAGCUAAUAAGGCCGAUUUGAGACACUUGCGUGCUGUUUCCACCGAAGAUGCCAAGGCCUUUGCAGAAAGAGAGAACCUCUUCUUCAUGGAAACAUCUGCCCUCGAGUCUCUGAACGUCGAAAACGCAUUCAGCGAAGUCCUCACCCAAGUAUACCAUGUUGUCUGUCGUAAAGCUCUUGAUGUCGGGGGUGACCCAACAGCUUUGCCCAGGGGUCAAACCAUUGAUAUCGGAAAGGAUGAUGUCUCCGAAGUGAAAAAAGUCGGUUGUUGUUCUGCCUGAUAUGAUCUCGUCAUACAAGAAAUUUUUGUAAAGUGCUCGCAUUAGUUGUGGGUUUUGUGAAAAUCAUUCCAAAUACACACUCAAAUUCAUGUUAAGACUUUGAACUUUAAAGAGGGCAAAUGAUUUUUAAAGACCCUGUUGAGAUGUAAGUUUUUCCUCCUUUUUCUGUUAAAGGCAGAUUCUGUUUGUUCUUCAUAUACUAUUUACAUUUUACAGUGCUAAUACUAAUAGUAUAGACAUGAUUUCAGAAUGAUGAUUUUUGUAAAGCAGUGAUAUAUUCAUAUGACUUCAAUUUAAA
Amaranthus tricolor (Joseph's coat) is the source of this 1134-nucleotide messenger RNA. RefSeq names its product ras-related protein Rab11B. Gene Ontology annotation, molecular function: GTPase activity; GTP binding. Gene Ontology annotation, cellular component: endosome. The transcript is spliced from 2 exons. The record is from RefSeq and is a predicted model, not a curated record. Bases 186 to 836 code for a protein of 216 amino acids. NCBI's taxonomy places the organism in Eukaryota, Viridiplantae, Streptophyta, Magnoliopsida, Caryophyllales, Amaranthaceae.